AUGUCAUUCAGGCACACAAAAACACAUCCACAAAAUCCAAAUAUACUAAUGUUUGCUUGGGCCCAUCUUGCACUGAUGUGCUUAUGCGGGUGGCGGUGGCUUACGAGUGCAGAUUGCGCGGUGCUUGAAGAUCUCGUACCUCGUACGGUAUCGUUGUCUUGUCGCGAACACUUUUCUCCGGAACGCUUGAAAAUUGCGCGGCAUAUAAUUACUUGCAAUCAAGACUCUGGAAACACCAAUUAUAAGACAGCCUGUUUGGAUAACUUCGACAGUUCAAUGACGUACACGGAUGGUACGGUGUCUGCUUCGAAUAAGGAGGAAGUAUCGCGCGUUUUCACGAAUAUGUUUGCGUUCAACUUCACCAAGCAACACUUACAAGUAUUCGAAGAAGAGUGUACCGAACAUACUUACUUCCCCUCGUACUCCUUCAACAUGUCCCUUUCUUAUGACUAUAUUACCGAUAUUACUGGAAUGAGCAAGAUUGUUUUCAAUGCGGGAAAUAACAGAGCAUUCUAUCAAAGGGAUUACGUGGACAAUCUGAAAAUAUACGCCAACGAGAAUCUCCCGAUAAUCGGCCGCUUAUUGAAACGCAUCACUACGGAAUAUUCGGAAUGCUUGAUUUCAGAGGAAGGAUGCGCAGGACUAUCUAGAGGAGGUGACUUUCGAUUGAGAAGCACGAGCAGAACACAGAGAGAUUAA
Molecule: messenger RNA, 699 nt
Organism: Bathycoccus prasinos
Lineage: Eukaryota; Viridiplantae; Chlorophyta; Mamiellophyceae; Mamiellales; Bathycoccaceae
Exons: 1
Coding region: 1-699 (232 amino acids)
Source: RefSeq, a predicted model, not a curated record